UAAAAAUGUGCUGUUUGUAGGCAGAGCAUUACCAGAUGUUGGUUGAAGAGUUGAAAGAAAACCACAUACAGCUGCAGCUUUUCCGACUUUAUCACAAUGAGAAAAAAAUUGAAAUUUUAAAUAAUAAAUUGGAUGAAAAGAACAUGGAUAUAAAUACUAAGGAAGACUCUCUGACUUCUGCUGAAGAUACAUUUAAAGCUAAGAAAAAAGUGUUUGGAAUAUUAAAUAGAGACCAACAACACAUGGAAAAAAAAAUGAAAACUCUAGAAGCAUCACUGAAUCAGAAGAGGCCCCAGUAUAUUAAAGCAAAGGAGAACACGUCUCACCAAAUCAAGAAAGUAGAUAUGGUUAAGAAAUCCUUAAAAGAUAAUGAGAAACACCUUGCUAAGCAAAAGCUAAACAUAAAAGAAUUAGAAGCCGAGUUGACUGAUGUUGAGAGAAGUUGGGCAGUAUACGAAAGGAAGGUUGAAGAAGAGAAGUUGCAGAGAGGAGCAGAUGUUGAGCUGGAAGCAAGUCAAGUGAGUUGUAGCGCUUGCAGUGUGAGGAAGGAAGAGCACUUGACUGAGUAAAAUCCGGGCUCUGUUAAACCUAAUGGUAGUUUACCAUUGACUUCAGUAGGCCCAUGAUUUCACUCAUGGUCUUCAAAGAGUAGUUACAAAUGCAUUUUGACUUGGUUCUUUUUCUUUGCAAUUUAGUAUAUUUGUUGAAUAGGUUGAGGAAAAAUAGUGAUAUUUUUCAUUUCUUAUAGGAUUAUCCUGGAAAACUGACAGACUUAUUCUUUGUCAAUUUGUACAUAAACUUUGUGAG
Pelodiscus sinensis (Chinese soft-shelled turtle) is the source of this 807-nucleotide messenger RNA. The record is from RefSeq and is a predicted model, not a curated record. NCBI's taxonomy places the organism in Eukaryota, Metazoa, Chordata, Testudines, Trionychidae.